Molecule: messenger RNA, 549 nt
Organism: Trichobilharzia szidati
Lineage: Eukaryota; Metazoa; Platyhelminthes; Trematoda; Strigeidida; Schistosomatidae
Source: the annotation of a GenBank genome assembly
AUGUUAAGUCUUUGUUACACCGUAUUGGAACUAGUUGCUAAUAUCGCUAAAGAUAAACCCGAACUACAAGCACGUUUGAGGAAAUUAAGUCAUAGUUUGUAUGACGUGACUUCUUCGUCUCCUACCAGAAAUGAUAUUCCAUCAUCUUCCUCCGUGUCCUCCCACUCGUCCUCCUCAUCAACAUCAUCAUUAUUACGACCAACGUCAGCGACGAAGAAGCUGGAUAAAUCCACUAAGUCAUUGCAUAAAGUGGCCAUAGCAUCAACAGCGACAGCAGAAAGUCGAAAACGAGACUACGCGUUUGUGACGAAUAAACUUUCUGAAGAAGAAGAAUAUUCUGUUGUGAAUACUAAUUCAUCUUCUGAAAUAACACGAAUACUACCAUCGUCUUUCUUCCAAUCAAAUGCCGAUACAACUACCACUACUAAUACUAAUACCACUAAUACUUGUACUGCUACUGCUAACAUUCCUCAGUCUACCCAGUUGGUGAUUGAUGAAGACAAUAAAGAGAAUCAGAUACCGAAAUUGAUUAUUAAAAAUGCAUUUUAA